Mya arenaria is the source of this 2662-nucleotide messenger RNA. RefSeq lists its product as uncharacterized. Gene Ontology annotation, biological process: toll-like receptor signaling pathway; immune response. Gene Ontology annotation, molecular function: transmembrane signaling receptor activity. The record is from RefSeq and is a predicted model, not a curated record. Gene Ontology annotation, cellular component: membrane. The transcript has 6 exons. Lineage: Eukaryota; Metazoa; Mollusca; Bivalvia; Myida; Myidae. Bases 190 to 2565 code for a protein of 791 amino acids.
UUUUAAUUUUCUUUUGCAUACAUUGUCAUAUAACUGUAUUCAAAUUACGUCAAACUGAGUGUUAUCAUUCAGUGGAUACUUUAGGGACGAUAUGGUGAUAAAAGUGAUACAAAAUGUUACAGGAUCGGAUUAUACUAUAUUAUUUUUGGAGUAGUGUGAUUGUACAAUAAUAUUCAAGUUUCAACAAUCAUGCAUCGCUUUAUAAAAAUACUAAUUACUAUAGCUUUUAAUUUUGGGUCUGUCAAUAACCAGCGCGCGGCGUCAGACUGUACCUUCGACAUUUGUGUGAUGUCACCUUGUCUCAAUGAUGGCACGUGUUACCUAGACGACGCGUGUAACUUCCGGUGUGCGUGUCCCCAUGGCUACAAGGGCGAACGGUGCGAAACUGUUUCCAUGGUAACGGAAUUAGGAGAAGACGAGAAUCGAAAUCUGCCGAAAUCAGCAAUAAGAGUUCCAGUAAGUCUAGAAACUCACCUUGAAAAUCUGGAAGAUACAUUUCAAAAUCGGACGUGUGAAGUAAAUGACAAUACCAUAACAUGUUCGCAUGGUGUGUGUACCCCGAAUGCCAUAGGCUCACUCUGCAGUUGUGAUACUGGUUGGACUGGUUCGCUAUGUGAUUCGGCAAUACCGGAAAAUAAAGUCGCUGGUGAACCAGUCCCAAACAGUGGAAUUGUUGGACCAAGAAAUAGAGACGAUAAAACCGGUGCCUCUUCACUUUCUGAUUCAGUGCUUGCACAAGUGGCCGAAUUAAAAGCUAAAAUAGACAAAAGCAGAAACAAUCAAAAUAAAGAUUUAUAUGCAAAGACAAAACCAAACGAAAACAAUUUAUUUUCUAUAAUGUUCGAUAAGACGUUAGCCCCAACAACGAAAUCUCAUAGCAUCAGUUCUAAAUUUUCAAAACAAUCUGCACAACAGAAGCCGUUCGGACUUCCGAAACUUACAGACACAACACUCCUCUACCCACGCUAUAAUGCGUGCCAAGAGGGAUCCCCGAGGCGCCCAAUGUCAGAGCGUAAGUGCCCGUCGCAGCCAUUGACCCACGCGUGCGUUUAUGGCAAGUGUAUAGAGGAAGUGGGGGACCAUGGAGGCUGGAGCGGCGCCAUCUUCACGUGCGAGUGUGACGUAGGUGCCAGAAAAACACGAUGUGACGAGCUCUGUUGUCUGGACUGUGGCGAGAACGGACGGUGUAACUUACACGGCGACCCGGGCGAAAGAAAGCCGGUGUGCGACUGUAUGCCGCGGUACAUCGGAGAGAGAUGCGAAACGUUCGUACCACACCCAGUCAGUAUUGUUGAGAGGGAGGCCACGUGGUAUCUAUGGGUGGUUGGCUCGUGUGUGGGCGCUUUUCUCGUGCUCCUCGUGACCUCCAUCGCUGCACCGUAUUACAUGUGGAAAAACAGAGUUAUCCUCAUCAUGAAGAUAGUGUACUACUUCCAGGGGUUUGAAGAUGAUGAUGAAAAGCAGUUCGACGCUUUUGUCUCCUACAAGUCGCACCCCCGGGACGAAGGGUUCGUAGUACGAACACUCUACCAGAAACUGGAGAAGGAGCUAGGCUUCAGGCUUUGUCUGCAUUACAGGGACUUCGUUCCCGGAGAAACGAUUUCCAACAACAUAAUCAACGCCGUGGACGCCUCCAGGCGAACCAUUCUUAUACUCACUCCUCGCUAUGUGGAAAGUGAAUUCACCAGAUUCGAAUACCAGAAGGCGCAACAAGAGAUGUUGAAACGGAAACACAAAAUCAUUCCAAUAUUACUAGACGAUAUUUCAGACCUUCAAUCAACUAUGGAUAAAAAUCUGAAAGGUAUCAUCAAUUCUGUAACGUACCUCGAAUGGCCCGAGGGAGAAUCUGAUGACAGCAAGAAAAUUGAGAAAUUUUGGAAGAGGUUACUGUUGUCCAUGCCGAAAAAGAAAGUUUCAGACACAGAGAGUUCUUCAACAUCCAGUAGCAAUGGUUCGAAUGUGACGUCAUCAACACAGCUUAGUCAGACAGUUUCGCUGAGCACAGGCAGAACAUCAUCCUCCAGUUCUUCAAUGAGCAAGAAUAUUUCCUUUACUUCCUCUACCGAAAGAAUUUCAGCAUUGGCUGGUGAGAAAACAUUUUCACCAUUUGAAGACGAUUCCAGUGUCUAUGAUGAAAUAGGUAAAGUGGAAAGAGAUUAUAUUAAGCCGCUCAGUGAGAAAGAAGAACUGGAAUUGGAAUAUCGCUCCAAUGAUAAUUAUAAUACUAUUAACGACGACAAGGAUAGCUAUAUUGAUAUGGAAGAUGACAGAUACAUUGAGUUUAGGCCGGAAGAUCAGGAUGACUUUACAGAAUCACUUAUUAAUGCGUUUAACGAAGGAGUUGAAAAGACAAACAGUGAAAUAGAAAACAGUAUUUUAAAUAAUGAAACACUUGAUGAUAGCAAGCAUACUAGUGUGAUAAUGAAACCGGGUGUAGAUAACACAAGACAACCCAACGCUGUGCUACAACUUACCAACCCGGACUGUGACCUAGGCAACACAGAGCAAUAUGACUUUUCUAGUGUUUCCAUCGAUUCAAAUGGUUAUUUGGAAUUCCAGGUUUAGCAGCAUUAUGUUUUGGGCCUUUCUAGUUGGUAUUCUUGAGAUGAUUUGCUAUUUGAAUAUGAUUGUAUUUGCUGUGUGUUAUUAAAAUGAAGAUAAG